AUGGGUAGUUACCAAAGCAACACAUCCAAAGGGUUUAGACUCACAUCUACGUGGGUGGAGUUCGAGGACGACUGGUUCGCUCAAGGGGCCUCCCGACGGGUUUACCGGGGAACAUAUCAUGGAAACCCAGAAAAGGAAGGGAAACGAUGCGUAGUUAAAGUUUACAAAGAAGAAUGGUUUGACAACAUUGAAGAAUAUGCGUGGAAAGUAGAUGAUCGUGCCUACCUAAAAGCUACUGAGAUGGCACAGUUGUUUAAAGUUCACGCAGCCAUGUACCGAACAAGCAUUCAUCAUGAGAUAGAGUUCGUUAAGCCCGAAUUCACCAGCGUUGACACCUGUGCUUCAUUCCGAUUGUUUGGCUUUCUGCCAAUGAAUAAAAAAGUCAAAGGCAAACUACCAUACACAAGAGACAGCGUCAAAAACGUCAUUCCUUCAAAUGCGUCGGUACUUGUCGAACGAUACCUUGAGGGAGAUUACAUCAAAUUCACGAGCAACACUGGAUUCGUAGACCCACAAAAAGGCGCUUUGCCAAAGGCCUUCAGUCAUUUUACUUAUCAUGCAUCAGGAGGCCAGAUUUUGGUCAGCGAUCUGCAAGGAGUGAGCAACGGCACAAGUUACACGUUCACCGACCCAGCUGUGCUGAGUGGAGGUACACAGCUUGGUUUUUAUGGCCCGACUGAUUUGGGGAAAUACGGCAUCGUAAAGUUCUUUCAGAAACAUAUUUGCAAUGAACUGUGUGAAAGGUUGAAUAAACCUACAAUCACGAAUGUUACACCGGCUGAAAAGGCGGUCUUCGAUACAAUUGUCAAUAACAUGCCAGACAAGAAGUCGUCAACGUACACAUAUCAGUUGAGUCAGUCGUCUGACGUUCCCAAGUCUGAAGUUGAAAACAUACAACAUAACCUCAAGCUGGAAUCAAUCCUAGAAGAAUGA
Patiria miniata (bat star) is the source of this 933-nucleotide messenger RNA. RefSeq names its product eukaryotic elongation factor 2 kinase-like. Gene Ontology annotation, molecular function: protein serine/threonine kinase activity; ATP binding. The record is from RefSeq and is a predicted model, not a curated record. Gene Ontology annotation, biological process: protein phosphorylation. Lineage: Eukaryota; Metazoa; Echinodermata; Asteroidea; Valvatida; Asterinidae. Bases 1 to 933 code for a protein of 310 amino acids. The transcript has a single exon.